AUGGCGUAUUUGAACCGUGCCUUUACUACCAUCGCCGCUCAGUCGUCGCUAUCGCGCUCGCCUUUCACUACAACCCUCCCGAUCGCCCUCUCGAUUUCCCCUCCCAUUCCGUCGCCCUCCCCUUCACACGUUCUUUGGCCCUCGCUCUCGAUUUCUCUGCUCUCCUCCCUUGGCUCUCACUUUUUAUCCUCUCUCUUCCCGUCGCUCUCACUGUCGCCGCUCUCCUCCCGUCGCUCUCACUUUCUCCGCUCUCCUCCCGCCGCUUUCGAUUUCUCUGCUCUCCUCCCGUCGCUCUCACUUUCUCCGCUCUCCUCCCGUCGCUCUCAAUUUCCCCGCUCUCCUCCCGUUGCUCUCAAAAUCUCCGCUCUCCUCCCGUCGCUCUCAAUUUCUCCGCUCUCCUCCCGUCGCUCUCACUUUCUCCGCUCCCAUCCCGUCGUUUUCACAAUUUCCCUUCCCAUCCCGUCGCUUUCGUCCUUUCCCUUCCCGUCCCGUCACUUUCGUCCUUUCCGUUCCCGUCCCGUCGCUUUUGUCCUUUCCCUUCCCGUCCCGUCGCUUUCGUCCUUUCCCUUCCCGUCUCGUCCUACUGUCUUUCUGGUGUUCUUCGCUCCCCUCCCAUCGCCCUCGAUUUCUCCGCCCCCCUUCCAUUACCCUCGCUGUCGUCUCUCCCUUCCCAUCGCCUGCCUCGUCGCCUUAGCACUCGCCCUCAAACGCGCUACCCGCGCCCUUCCUCUCUCCCUUCCUCUCGCCCUUCUCCCCCCCUCUCCUGUCGAGCUCGCUUUCUCUCCUCGUCUCCCGUCGAGCUCGCUCUCCCCCCCCCCCGCUCCCCGUCACAAUUCCCGUCGCCCCCUCCCUCUCACUCCUCUCGCCUCCCCUCCGAAACACCCUCGCGUCGCCCACCCCGUGUCUUUCCUCGCUUCCCAUCGCCUCCGCGCUCUCCCGUCCCGUCCCGUCGCCCUCGUGCCUUCCCUCCCGCUCCCGCGCUUUCGCACUCGCCCAUCCCAUGCCUUCCCGUCGCCCUCGUGA
Messenger RNA from Closterium sp. Naga37s-1, 1023 nucleotides. The record is from the annotation of a GenBank genome assembly. Lineage: Eukaryota; Viridiplantae; Streptophyta; Zygnematophyceae; Desmidiales; Closteriaceae.